AUGUAUCCCAUUCCCGGAUCGUCGACGUCUGCCCACACCGCACCUGUACCAGCCAAUGCAUACGAGUACGAUGUGGGAAUUCUGGCACAGCAAAGCGUGUACGUUCCGGGCGCAAUGAUAGACAAGCGCGGUGGUGCGGGCGGAAAACUCGCCAAAGGUGGUAAGAGGACAACGGUGCUGCGCAAGGGUGCUGGGAAGGUCUGGGAAGAUCAGACCUUGCUGGAGUGGAGUCCUUCUUGGUUCCGCCUGUUCGUUGGAGACCUGAGUAAUGAUGUGUCUGAUGACGUGUUGGCGAACGCAUUCAACAAGUAUCCCUCGUUUCAGAAAGCAAGGGUCAUCCGAGAUCGACUGAGUGGCAAGGCCAAGUUUGGGUUCGUCGCAUUUUCUGAUCCCGAAGACUUCCUGAGAGCUUGGAAGGAAAUGGAUGGGAAAUAUGUCGGCAACCGACCUGUGAAAUUGAAGAAGGCGGACAACUCUGUCAAUCAGGUCGAGAUUGGUCACAGGAAAGCCAAGCAGCUUGAGAAAGAGUUGAAGAAGAACAGACACAAACCAUAUUGA
This is a messenger RNA of Sparassis crispa, 558 nucleotides long. RefSeq lists its product as uncharacterized. Bases 1 to 558 code for a protein of 185 amino acids. Gene Ontology annotation, molecular function: mRNA binding. Lineage: Eukaryota; Fungi; Basidiomycota; Agaricomycetes; Polyporales; Sparassidaceae. The record is from RefSeq and is a predicted model, not a curated record. The transcript is spliced from 4 exons.